AUGAGUAAAAGUGUGAUUAGUCGGAAUGCUCGACUGUUCAUUUCUCAGUCACAGAAUAUAUUUGAGAAUUUGGCAUUCGAGGAAUGGCUUCUGCGAAAUUAUCGGAUUGAUGAGCAUGGCGAGUCGAUGUUGCUCUGGAGAAACAAACCAGCAGUGGUGAUCGGACGGCAUCAAAAUCCAUGGCUUGAAACCGAUUUAAAUUACCUCAAGCGCAAUAAUAUCGAGCUUGUACGGCGUCACAGUGGUGGUGGUGCCGUGUACCAUGAUCUCGAUCCAGAAGCUAUAGUAGAGCCAAAUGAACGGGACGAUUUAUGGCUACAACCAGGACAACGAAAAAUUUCCGGAACAGCAGCCCGAAUAGUACGGGGAAUGGCGUACCAUCAUAUGACGCUACUGAUAAAUGCUGAUCCAACCGUUUUAAAGCGCUCUCUUUCAUCACCUUUCAGUGAUAAAAUAAUUACAAACGCAACACGGAGUGUCCGAGCACCGUCGCUGGGUUAUUUGGCUCAAGAAGUGCCUGAUAUUAGCGUGGAAGAAGUGAUGGAUAUUUUGAUGAAAUCUUUUAAAAAGCAGUACCUGGACACAAAAGUGCUGGUGCUGUCGGGAAAUUUCACUGAUGAUGCGCAAUUCCCGGGUUUACUGGAAUGUGAACGUGAACUCCGAAGCUGGGAUUGGAUUUAUGGUCGUACGCCACAGUUCACACUGCCGCUGUACAGCGAUCGGAUACGGGUGGAACAGGGAAUCGUUACGGAAAGCGCAGAAAAUCCGAAACUGAUUGGAAACCGAUUGCCACAGGACCUGUUCCAGGCCUAUCUAGGUUUCAGCGUUAAACCUCUGCUAGGAAUUGAGCUAACCAAGCGUUUAGCCGACUGGAAAGCAUAUCUUCGUGAAACUCCAACAGGCUACGAUCCAAAAAUCGUAGCUCUGCAAGCAACCGUAGUAACUGCUUUUUUUGGUGCCUUAUUAUAUCCUCUUAUCGCGUAUUUUACCGGAGAUAAUAGUGUUGUAAGCGAAAAGAAACGAACAGUUUAG
Molecule: messenger RNA, 1032 nt
Organism: Gongylonema pulchrum
Lineage: Eukaryota; Metazoa; Nematoda; Chromadorea; Rhabditida; Gongylonematidae
Source: the annotation of a GenBank genome assembly